AUGCCAAUCCGCCGUCUAAACGAGGCGUGGAGACGAUCGACGGCAACGACCGACGACGGUAACGAGGACAAGCACAAGGACGACGAGAACAGGCAACAACCAAAAAUACCGAAAAUGCGCCAACCAUGUCAUGAGGUCAACGGCAUAUCAGAUAUGCGCCUGGGGAUGUCGUGUAACACUCCCAGCAGCUACCCCAACAGGGCAGGGCAGGCCGCAGACAUCCUUCGUCUUUCUUCCCUGCCAGGCGCUUACACCACCCCUUCGUCGUUCGCCAGCCUGACGUACCCCAUUAUCUGUCUCUCCCUUAUCUGCACUCACCUCGGCGGACCUCACUUCACCUUACCUCACCUCGCGUCACGCGUCGCGUCGCCUCACCUCGCUAAACCCACCUCGCUAAACCCACCUCGCCUUGGCCCUUCUCUUAUCGCAGCGCGCGCAACCCUCCCGGCGCUGCGGCCCUUGAUCCUGGGCAGGCCUUUUGCGACCUUUCCUGCUGCGACCCCUGGGCCCUGGCUUGGCCUUGACGAAACCAUGAUCGACGAGUUUAGAUACCUAUUCCUCCCGCAAGGCACGCCCCUUCCCUUCCCUUCUCUUCCCGCCCGUCGAGCCAGCGCGCCGGGCCUGAUCAAUGGCCCAUCUCCAACUCCAACUCCAACUCCAACCCCAAUCACAAUCACAACCCCUGCUUUUCCCUCCGCCGACAUGGCGGAAUCCCUCGCCAAACACACGGAUCACGCGGUGUCCGGGAACGUGCAUGGCGUCGAAAGAGUUGUCCUGAUAUUGGUGCUGAUGCAGACACGAGCCCCGGAGAACCCCUUGCCUCCCGGUCCCUCGCAUACCCCGAAAUACCAUACCAGACCCAUAACACUGGCCCCCCCCGGCCCUUGCAGGACGAUGGACCAUGCGAACAUAUUCUUAACCCAUGCAUUGGAUGGGUGUAUGUGCGAGCUUAUCAAGAAGGCAGCUAACCCGAGUCUUCUUCCCUGGCCGCCGCACUGGAUACGGAGGUGGAUACGUCACACGCCUCGGCCUCGCAUUGCUGCGUGGGGGCCGACGGGCAUUUAUGACCCGGGGUUCACGCGCCCACCCGUCGCAGCCGUGGUCGUAAUCGUAAUCAUGCGCCGGGUCAUCUAUCGCCCGCAUCCCCUCCCCGCCUUUGCUCACCUCCCGCCUACCUGUUCGGCAGGGGGGUCGGUCCUUCCAGCUGGUAAAGUGCUGCGUACUAUCGCCCAAAUGGGACAGGAAUGGGAACCGAGGCCACUGGGGCGGGAGGAAAUGUCUCGAGGCUUGGCUCGUCCGUUUGUCUGGGCCUGCUGUUUUGAUGUCGUACACCAUCCUUGGAGCGAAACAAGCGGGCUGCAAGCUCGGCCGUACUAG
Molecule: messenger RNA, 1377 nt
Organism: Sodiomyces alkalinus F11
Lineage: Eukaryota; Fungi; Ascomycota; Sordariomycetes; Glomerellales; Plectosphaerellaceae
Exons: 12
Coding region: 1-1377 (458 amino acids)
Source: RefSeq, a predicted model, not a curated record